Sitodiplosis mosellana (orange wheat blossom midge) is the source of this 837-nucleotide messenger RNA. Its product is annotated as cathepsin S-like. Gene Ontology annotation, cellular component: lysosome. The transcript has 2 exons. Gene Ontology annotation, molecular function: cysteine-type endopeptidase activity. The record is from RefSeq and is a predicted model, not a curated record. Lineage: Eukaryota; Metazoa; Arthropoda; Insecta; Diptera; Cecidomyiidae. Bases 1 to 807 code for a protein of 268 amino acids.
AUGAAGGUGAAUGUCGCAGCCAGAAAAUUCUUAGCUCUGACAUCUAAAUCUAAGAAUAUAAUGAACGAAUUCAGAUCUUUGGCAAAGAACAUCAAACAAUGUACGUACAAACAAUGUGUAUCAAAUGGAUCGGAAGAAGUACCCGCAUCCUUUGACUGGAGAAAGCGUGGUGCUGUAACAGAAGUGGGACUCCAAGGGAACUGUGACUCAUGCUGGGCAUUCACUGUCACGGGGGCAUUGGAAGGCUUUUAUAAAAUUAAAACUGGAAAUUUGGUACGACUAUCGCAACAAUACCUAGUCGAUUGUUCUGACUAUCUUGAAAAAUCAGGAAAAGUAGAAGACAAAUGUGAAACAGGCAAUAAUCCGACACGAGGAGUGAAGUACGUACAAAAAAAUGGCAUAUGUCUAGCUGAUAGUUAUCCAUACACUGCCAAGAGCGGUAAAUGCGACAAAAGCAUAAAACGCACCAAAUUUCAUGCAAUUAGAGAUAUUAGGCAUGUUAAGGUUCUUGAUGAAGAAGCAUUAAAAGGAGUACUAUAUUGGAAUGGACCAUUGAUUGCUGGCAUAAAUGCUCCUGAAGGAUCGUUCGAUUUGUACAAAGAAGGUGUAUAUUACGAUGAGGAAUGCGAGAACGGGGAUUUGCAUUCAGUACUCAUCGUUGGAUAUGGCCAUGAUGGGAAGUACGGAGAUUAUUGGAUAAUAAAAAACAGUUGGGGCACAGGUUGGGGUGAAGAUGGGUUUAUGAGAUUAGCUCGAAACAGGAACAGCCACUGUGGUAUUGCAGAUGCAGUUUUCUCUCUUAUGUGAAUGUCUUAUUGGAUGGGUUUUUUCCCCAGA